AUGAUUGAAUUACAGGGGACUUUAGAGUCAGCUGGUAUACUUGUAAGACAACGAAUUGGUAGCUUAAAAUGGGAAAACAAAAAAGCUUUACUUCAUAUUGGCUAUCACAUCAUCGAAGGGAAAGAAGUGAAACUUCAAAAUCCGCUGAUUGUACUUGGACGAGAUGAAUCUUUGAUCAAUGAAAACAGGACAUCAACAGUAGAAGCAAUGCAAACCUCUUUCGAUCCUAAAAUGAAUAGUGUUAUUCAGAACGUUCGAUCAAAAACUGCCGAUAAUUUUAAGGUAUAUCGAAAAUGUGUUAAUGGUAAGGGAUCCUACCAUUGCUGGUAG
Molecule: messenger RNA, 330 nt
Organism: Brugia malayi
Lineage: Eukaryota; Metazoa; Nematoda; Chromadorea; Rhabditida; Onchocercidae
Exons: 3
Coding region: 1-330 (109 amino acids)
Source: RefSeq, a predicted model, not a curated record